Lathyrus sativus (Indian pea) is the source of this 3282-nucleotide messenger RNA. NCBI's taxonomy places the organism in Eukaryota, Viridiplantae, Streptophyta, Magnoliopsida, Fabales, Fabaceae. The record is from the annotation of a GenBank genome assembly.
AUGUCAGAGUUGCAGGAAACACAUUCCUCUUCCUAUCUAUUUUUACUAUUUUCCUUCAUCCUUCUUUCAGGUAGUGUUGUUGUUGGAGAUUCUUUUUCUUUAGACACGGACAAACAGAUUCUGUUGAAGUUGAAAAAGUAUCUAGACAACAAAACUCUUGCAGACCAAGGAAAGUACAUAUAUUGGAAUAACGAUAGCUCCCAUUCUAAUCCAUGUGAAUGGCAGGGAAUUUUGUGUAGCCAAGAAAAGAGAGUGAUUUCAAUUGAUCUUUCUAAUAGUGACAUCACUGGAGAGAUAUUUCAAAGCUUUUCCCAGCUGACUGAGUUAACACAUCUUGACCUCUCGCAGAAUACACUCUCUGGAAAUUUUCUGGAUGAUUUGAGAAACUGUCGCAAACUGUUGCAUCUCAAUCUCUCUCAUAAUAUUCUUGAGGGAGAAUUGAAUGUUACUGGAUUCACAAAUUUGGAGACACUUGAUUUGUCUUUGAAUAGAUUUCAUGGAGACAUUGGGCUGUUGGAUUUUCCUUCCAUUUGUGAAAAUAUAGUGACUUUGAAUAUCUCAGGAAAUAACUUAACUGGUGAGAUUGGUGACAGUUUUGAUCAAUGUUUGAGUUUGAAGUACUUGGAUUUGAGUACUAAUAUGCUCAGUGGAGGUAUAUGGAAUGGAUUUGCAAGGUUGAGGCAGUUUUCUGUUGCUGAGAAUCUUUUCUAUGGAAACGUUUUGUCUCAAGCGUUUCCGUUGAAUUGCGAGCUUGUGGAAUUAGACCUUUCUCAGAAUAGGUUUUCUGGGAAGGCACCAAAGGAAAUUUCUAACUGCAAGAAUUUAACCAUGUUGAAUCUUUCGACCAACAAAUUUACCGGAGCCAUCCCUGUUGAAAUUGGAUCCAUUUCACUGCUUAAAGGAUUGUACUUGGGAGGAAACAACUUUUCAAGAGAUAUUCCUGAGACACUUUUGAAAUUGAGUAACUUAGUUUUCUUGGAUUUGAGCAGAAACAAUUUUGGUGGUGACAUACAGAAGAUAUUUGGAAAUUUUAAGCAGGUUAGGUUUCUUCUGUUACACUCCAACUCAUACACUGGAGGAUUGUUAUCAUCUGGAAUUUUCACAUUGCCGAAUAUUACACGGUUAGACCUUAGCUUCAACAAGUUUUCAGGUCCAUUACCUGUUGAAAUCUCUCAUAUGCAAAGUCUAGAACUUUUGAUGUUAUCAUAUAACCAAUUCAGUGGAACUAUUCCAUCAGAAUUUGGAGAUAUGCAUAAUUUACAAGCACUUGAUCUUGCUUUCAACCGGUUGAGUGGACCGAUUCCUCCAAGCCUUGGAAACUUGAGAUCACUCUUGUGGUUGAUGCUUGCAGACAAUUCGUUAAACGGAACAAUCCCUUCGGAGUUAGGGAACUGUACUAGUCUGUUAUGGUUAAACCUUGCUAACAAUAACCUCACUGGAAAGUUUCCUCGCGAGCUUUCCAAAAUUGGAAAGAAUGCGACGGAGACAUUUGAAUUUAAUAGGCGGAGAGACGGAAUGAUUGCUGGCUCUGGUGAAUGUUUAGCAAUGAAGAGAUGGAUUCCUGCAGAUUACCCUCCAUUCAGCUUUGUGUAUGAUAUUUUAACAAGAAAAAAUUGUAGAGGACUUUGGAAUAAAUUGCUGAAAGGGUAUGGAAUUUUCCCAUUUUGCACACCAGGGUCUUCCCUAAGAUUACCUUUGAUAUCUGGUUAUGUUCAGUUAAGUGGAAACAAACUAAGUGGUGAAAUUCCUUCAGAGAUUGGAACUAUGGUGAAUUUCAGUUUGUUGCAUUUGGGAUUCAACAGUUUCUCUGGAAAACUUCCACCAGAGUUGGGAAAUAUUCCACUUGUGGUCUUGAACUUGACUACAAACAAUUUUUCAGGUGAAAUUCCGACGGAAAUCGGAAACUUUAUUUGCUUGCAAAAUCUUGAUUUGUCUCGAAACAACUUCUCGGGCAAUUUUCCAUCAAGUUUGAACAAAGUGGCUGAGCUUAACAGGUUCAACAUCUCAUACAAUCCCUUCAUACAAGGUGUGGUUUCAUCAAGUGGACAAUUUGUUACUUUUGGUAAAGAUUCAUAUUUUGGUGACCCUCUUUUGAUCCUUCCCCAGUUCAUCGACAACAGUACCGCGAGAAACGAUAAAAACAUGACUCGCAACAAAGACCAUAAAAAGCCUACAAAAUUGACUGUGUUUUUGGUGUUUUUAACCAUAACACUUGUUUUUAUCAUAUUUAGUUUUCUGACAAUAAUUGUCUGUGCAUUAGUCAAAUCCCCUUCAGAUCAAUAUCUCUUGAGGGAACAUGCAAAACAUUGCAAUGACUCAAGCAGUUCAGGAAUAGAAUCUUCACAAUGGUUAUCUGAUUCGGUAAAAGUGAUUCGCUUAAACAAGACAGCUUUCACCUAUGCAGACAUUUUGAAAGCAACAAACACUUUUUCAGAAAGCAGAAUCAUAGGAAAAGGUGGAUUUGGAACAGUAUACAAAGGAUUUUUCGCAGAUGGUAGAGAAGUAGCAGUGAAGAAGCUUCUAAGCGAAGGACGCGAAGGCGAAAAGGAAUUCCAAGCUGAAAUGGAAGUUCUAAGCGGCCAUGGUUUCGGUUGGCCUCACCCAAAUCUCGUCACACUCUACGGUUGGUGUCUAAACAAUUCAGAAAAGAUACUUGUUUAUGAGUACAUAGAAGGCGGAAGCUUAGAAGAUCUAGUAACCGAUAAAACACGUUUGACAUGGAAGAAAAGACUGCAAAUAGCCAUCGAUGUGGCUCGCGCGCUUGUCUACUUACACCACGAAUGUGACCCUUCAAUUGUUCAUAGAGAUGUGAAAGCUAGUAAUGUGUUGCUUGACAAAGAAGGAAAAGCAAAAGUAACAGAUUUUGGACUAGCUAGAGUUGUUAAUGUUGGUGAUAGUCAUGUGAGUACAAUGGUAGCCGGAACCGUUGGAUAUGUUGCACCUGAAUAUGGACAAACAAUGAAAGCUACUACAAAAGGUGAUGUUUAUAGUUAUGGUGUGUUGGUUAUGGAAUUGGCUACAGGUAGAAAAGCAGUGGAUGGAGGUGAAGAGUGUUUGGUCGAAUGGACGAGGCGUGUUAUGAUGGGAAGAAAACAACAACAAUAUCAUCAUGUGUUGAGUUAUUUGGGUUCAGAGGAAAUGGUUGAAUUGCUAUGUAUUGGUUUGAAGUGUACAAAUGAGACACCAAAUGGUAGGCCAAAUAUGAAACAAGUUUUGGCUAUGCUUAUUCUGAUAUCUAAGUCCAAUGUUGGAGAUUCAAGUGAUCAUGGACACAUUGUUUAG